AGUUGUUCAUUGCGGCUCGGUGCGGAAACACAUAACAAAACGCGCGUCCGUUAAACAUGGAACGUUCCAAGUUGUCACUGAUCUGCGUAUUCGCUGUGAUCGCAAGCUUAUCGUUGCAAAUUACCCCCACCAAUGGAGCCAAUAUUUUGGGCAUUUUCACAAGUCACAGUCCGUCGCAUUUAAUUGUCCAUAUGUCGGUGGUUAAAGUAUUGGCCGAACGUGGACACAAUGUUACCGUGGUCGUAACCCAAAAACCCAAAGUUACCCAUAAGGAUAUCAAUGUCAUUGUUAUACCGCCAAAACCCGAUGUUGAGGAGAAGCUGAAUCGUGAAGUGUCCGGCAUGGCAUUGAAAAAGAACAGCCUAAUUAAUACCGUAUCGAAUUUCUUUGGUUCGCUCAGUUUGCUAAUCGAUAUGCAAAGGGAUGCCUUGCAGGACGCCCGUUUCACAGCGCUCUACGAUAAUCCCCAAUAUGAUUUGGUGAUCAUUGGUUUCUUUUUUAAUAAUUUCCAAUUGGGCGCCGCAGCAAAAUUCAAGGCUCCAGUUGCCAUAAGUUGGUCCGGCCCAUCUAUAUCCAUGACAGAUAAUUUCAUUGGCAAUCCCCUGGAAGUGUCGUAUGUACCCAACAUGAAUAUGGCCAUAAAGGCGGGUGAAAAAAUGACCCUUCUACAGAGAAUACAAAAUAUCUUCAUGAAUGGUUUCUUCGAUAUGAUCAUGACUGCAAUGGACUUUAAAAUGAGGGCGUUUUAUAAUGAGCUUUUCCCCAAUGAUGGCAGCUUCCCCACCUUGAAGGAAAUGAUGAAGAAUAUAUCCCUAGUUUUGGUUAACGGUCAUUUCAGUGAAGGCCCCAUAAGACCAAAUGUACCGGCUCUAGUUGAAGUGGGUGGAAUACAAGUCAAGGAUAAACCCGAUCCAUUGCCAAAGGACAUUGCCGAUUUCCUCGACGGCGCCAAGGAACACGGUGCCAUACUCUUCAGUUUGGGUUCAAAUCUCAAGGGUUCCAGCAUUAAGCCGGAAACAGCAACCUAUAUUUUCAACGUUUUGUCAAAGCUUAAACAAAAGGUCAUUUGGAAAUGGGAAGACUUGAAAAAUACCCCAGGAAAAUCAGCAAAUAUCUUGUACAAAAAAUGGAUGCCUCAGGACGAUAUAUUGGCCCAUCCGAACAUAAGAUUGUUUAUAACACAUGCCGGUAAGGGUGGUGUCGCCGAGGCCCAAUAUCAUGGUGUACCCAUGAUGGCUUUGCCCGUCUUUGCCGAUCAACAUGGUAACGCCGAUAAGAUUGUCAAAUCCGGUUAUGGCAAACAACUUGAGUUGCUCACCCUCACCGAGGACAAGUUGAGAGAGAAUGUUUUGGAAUUACUCAAUAAUCCGAUGUAUCGUAAAAAUGUACAAGAAUUUAGCAAACUCUAUCGUGAUCGACCAUUGUCGGCUCGAGAAAAUGCCGCCUUUUGGCUGGAAUAUGUAAUACGUCAUCAUGGAGCUGCCCAUAUGCAAAGUCCUUUGGUCCACAUGAAUUUCAUUGAAAGCAAUAAUUUAGAUGUCUAUGCCGUCCUCUUGGCGGUGUUCUAUGUUUUAUAUCGCAUCUUUAGAUUAAUGCUCUGUUUCGCCUGCAAGAAGUUAUUGAAAAAGAAUUGCAGUGGUGCAGCGUCCAAAGAUAAAUCAAAGAAAAAAGUUAAAAAACAAUAAUUUAUUUUUAUUAGAUAUCGAUAUUUAAUUAAUUUUUGUUUUGUUAUUCAUAAUUUUGUUGUAAAUAAAUUUUUUUAUUAUAAAUUUUUUUU
Messenger RNA from Musca domestica (house fly), 1777 nucleotides. Its product is annotated as UDP-glycosyltransferase UGT5. Gene Ontology annotation, molecular function: UDP-glycosyltransferase activity. The record is from RefSeq and is a predicted model, not a curated record. NCBI's taxonomy places the organism in Eukaryota, Metazoa, Arthropoda, Insecta, Diptera, Muscidae. The coding region runs from base 57 to 1685 and encodes 542 amino acids. The transcript is spliced from 3 exons.